AAAACUCGUUUAAAAUUUAGAUCCAUUUACGCAAAAUAUUCAGAUUAUUUUUGCGGUUUACGAAUCUCAACACAAUUCUCGGAGUAAAACGGUCCAUUUUAGCAUAAUAAAACAGUUUACUCUUUUUAUCAUUUUUUUAUCUCUACCAAUAUACACUAACCUAUUCAUCGUCGCCCAGUGUAAAGGAAAUCUAUUUAAGUGCGGCGUUUAGGCAGAUCAGUGCCCGAUUAUAGCUUAAUAUCACUCCGGAGACUACAACUGAAAAUGGCUAAUUGUAGUAGCGGUGACUCCAAAUUAGAUGCCGCUGUGGAAAGCUGGCUUAAACAUGAUAAGAAUCCAGCAACGCGUCAAGAAGUGUUGGACGACAUCAAGAAUUCGCGAUGGGACAAGCUGAAGAAGACUAUGAUGAGCCGUCAGAAGUUCGGAACUGCGGGGCUGCGCGGGCGCAUGGGCGCCGGAUACAUGUGCAUGAACGACGUCGUCGUGUUGCAAACCGCUCAGGGUCUGCUGUCCUACAUUCAAAAGGUGUCUGACCACAGCCAUCUUCAGAACGGAAUAGUGGUCGGCUACGAUGGCCGGUAUAACAGCAAACGUUUCGCAGAGCUGACGGCAAAAGUGUUCGUGUCAGCGUCCGUACCGGUGCACUUAUUCUCGAACGUGUGUCCGACUCCGUUCGUGUCGUUCGCAACGAUACUGUACGGUGCGGCAGCGGGCGUCAUGGUGACCGCAUCCCACAACCCGAAAGACGACAACGGGUAUAAAGUGUAUUGGAGAAACGGCUCGCAGGUCAUCACGCCUCAUGACGACAAUAUACUGGACGAGAUCUGGAGCUGCUUAGACAUUCCAGACGAGCAUUGGAAUAUAGAGGAGAUCUGCUCUCACGAAUUAGUAAAAGACUGUCUACAAGAAGUGACAACCAAAUACAUGGAGUUCAUAAGGUCGAGUCUACACGAUGAGGUGUUGCAACAGAAUAAGGCCGCGGAAAUAAAAACCGUGUAUAGCGCGAUGCAUGGAGUCGGAUACCAGGCUAUAUUGAAAGCGUUUGAGGCUGCCAAUUUGAAGGAGCCGAUAAGCGUCGUCGAACAACAGAAUAUUGACCCCGACUUCCCAACGGUGACUUUCCCCAAUCCUGAGGAAAAGGAGUGCCUUGAACUUAGCAAGAAGUUAGCGGAGAAGAAUGGUGUGAAGUUGGUGCUAGUCAACGAUCCAGACGCGGAUAGGCUGGCUGUUGCCGAAUAUGAUGAUGAUCGUAAAGAAUGGAAGGUGUUUACCGGUAACGAGAUGGGUUCACUCCUCGGCUGGUGGGUUCUGGAGCAGCACUGCAAAUACAGCACUCAAGAUGAGCAGCGGUUCGUGCUGGCCAGCAUCGUCAGCUCCAAAAUGCUUCGGGCUAUCGCCAAGGGAAGAGCGGAGUUCGUUGAAACACUUACCGGGUUUAAGUGGAUGGGCAACACGACUCUGCUGCUGCUGCAACAGGGCAACAAGCCGGUGUUCGCGUUCGAGGAGGCCAUCGGGUACAUGUGCAGCCCGCGCGUCCCGGACAAGGACGGCGUGUCCGCCGCCGUGCAGGUGGCGUCACUAGCUUCCAUGCUGUACUCCAAAGGGUCGAGUCUACUGAAGAUGCUGCAGGAGCUGUACGUGCAAUACGGCUUCCACAUCUCGUACAACUCGUAUUUCAUCGUCCACGACCAGGCGGUCAUGCAGAUGAUAUUCAGCAGGAUCAGAAACUACCAUGGACCGGGAAUUUAUCCCAAGAAGGUGGGCUCGUUGGAAGUGAAGUUCCUGAACGAUUUCAGUGCUGAUGUGAAGGUUCCUGACACGGGAAAUGGAUUAGACAGACGCUUGUCGGUACUAGGCACGGGCCUCGAAGGCACAUCAAGCGGCGAGAUGAUCCUGCUGCAGUGCACCAACGGACUCAGCGUGACAGUCCGCACCAGUGGCACGGAACCCAAGCUCAAGUUCUACACCGAGCUAGUCUGCGACGCACCUACAUAUGGGGAACAAGAAGCCAAGAAAGUGGAAUUGGAGAAAAUGGUGAAGGAGUUUAUCGACGAACUCAUUCAGCCCGCAGAGCAUGGACUCGUUUGGCGAAUUUUUUUUUAAUAAUACGUCAUUCAAACACAUAAUAAACAUUUUUUCAAACAUUCCUAAUUCGACAUUUUAAUAUAAAUUUUGUUAUAUUUUGUUUCUCGAAUAAAUAGCUACAUAACGUAGACUACAUGAUAAUUAUUGUAUUUCUGUUGCCAAAGCGUUGUGAAAUUGAUUUCUGUGAUAGUGUUACUUAUUUAUUAAAGUAUGGCUUAGUAAUCUCAGUUACCUCUAAAAGAUGUGUAAAAGCAA
Messenger RNA from Aricia agestis (brown argus), 2340 nucleotides. RefSeq names its product phosphoglucomutase-2 (gene Pgm2a). Lineage: Eukaryota; Metazoa; Arthropoda; Insecta; Lepidoptera; Lycaenidae. The record is from RefSeq and is a predicted model, not a curated record. Gene Ontology annotation, biological process: purine ribonucleoside salvage; carbohydrate metabolic process. The transcript has 12 exons. The coding region runs from base 265 to 2103 and encodes 612 amino acids. Gene Ontology annotation, molecular function: magnesium ion binding; phosphopentomutase activity.